Messenger RNA from Episyrphus balteatus (marmalade hoverfly), 1392 nucleotides. Its product is annotated as UDP-glycosyltransferase UGT5-like. The record is from RefSeq and is a predicted model, not a curated record. The transcript is spliced from 3 exons. The coding region runs from base 1 to 1392 and encodes 463 amino acids. NCBI's taxonomy places the organism in Eukaryota, Metazoa, Arthropoda, Insecta, Diptera, Syrphidae. Gene Ontology annotation, molecular function: UDP-glycosyltransferase activity.
AUGAAUCUAUCUUCUAAAUUUGUUGCGUUUGCUUUGUUUUGUAUCGCUUUCAAUUUAAAUAAAGUGCAUCCUUCAAGAAUCCUUGGUCUAUUUCCAACACAUUCAAGAAGUCAUUUAAUAAUUCACAAAGCUAUUGCAGAAGCAUUAGCUGAACGUGGUCAUAAUGUCACAGUUGUUUCCAAUCAUGCACCAAUUAAAAAGACUCUUCAUUUCCGUUAUAUCUUUUUAGAUGUUCCAACAAUUUCUGAAAAUAUAUUUUCCGAAUCUAUCGACAAACGUCGGCCAUUUCAUGAAACUCUAACUCUAUUUAUUGAAGCAAAUUCAAGAAUUUCAAAUGCAAGUUUAAAUCAUCCGUUAAUGAAGAAGUUAAUGAAAGAAGAGUCCUUCGAUCUAGUUCUACUAGGAUAUUUUAUGAAUGAUUUUUUAUUCGGUGUAGCGGCACAUUUUAAAUGUCCUCUUAUUCUGUCGGUUACAGUUAGACCUGUGUCAACUGUAAAUGAUUUUGUUGGAAAUCCUCAGGAGUUUGCUUAUGUUCCAAAAACGAUGAUGAAAAAUGUUUCACUUGUUUUCACGGCCCAUCAUUUCAGUCAAGGCCCGGUUCGACCAGAUGUUCCAGCUAUGGUUGAAAUUGGAGGAAUUCAAAUCAAGGAUAAGCGUGAUCCUUUACCCGAGGACAUUCAAAAAAUAUUGGACAACUCAUCCCAAAACGGAGCAAUCUAUUUCAGUCUUGGGACAAAUGUUUACAAAAAUCAUUUAGAUCCAUUAAAAGUCAAGACCAUGUUCAAGGCUCUCUCAAAACUACCACAAACUAUCUUGUGUAAAUGGAGUGAUGAAGAACAUCCUUUAGAAGCUCCAAAUAUAUUUUAUAGAAAAUGGCUGCCACAGGUUGAUGUCCUGAGUCAUUCCAAUAUCAAACUUUUUGUUACUCAUGGAGGAUUGGGCGGUAUUAUCGAGGCCAAAUAUCAUGGUGUUCCGAUGGUGGGAAUUCCUCUAUUUAAUGAUCAAUAUUCUAAUAUGGAGGGUGUACAAAAUUCUGGGUUUGGUUUAAAUUUGGAAUAUGCAACUCUAACUGAGAAAAUUAUGCGGAAUGCCAUAAAAGAAGUUCUAUCCAACAAAACUUAUUUAGAGAAUGUUCGAAAAUUUUCAAGAAUUUACAAAGAUCGACCUAUGACCGCUAAGCAAACAGCUGUUUAUUGGGCAGAAUAUGUUAUUCGACAUCAUGGUGCUGCUCAUUUACAAAGUCCUGCAAUACAUAUGAACACUAUACAGUUAAUGUCACUGGAUGUUAUUGGAUUUUUGCUUUCUGUUUUAUAUCUAAUUAUGAAGGCCAUGGGAAUUGUUUUGUCAUGCUUUAAGGUAAUGUUUAGUAGAAAUAAAACAAAGAAAGAAUAA